Athalia rosae (coleseed sawfly) is the source of this 1356-nucleotide messenger RNA. RefSeq lists its product as uncharacterized. Bases 1 to 1356 code for a protein of 451 amino acids. Gene Ontology annotation, molecular function: nucleic acid binding. The record is from RefSeq and is a predicted model, not a curated record. NCBI's taxonomy places the organism in Eukaryota, Metazoa, Arthropoda, Insecta, Hymenoptera, Athaliidae. Gene Ontology annotation, biological process: DNA integration. The transcript has 4 exons.
AUGAACGAGAAGAAGCUCACGCUAGUGAAGGAGUUGCACAAGCCGGCAAGACGUAAUUACCCACGUCGGAGCGUUAAAGUGCGUGGCCUGGAUGAAACGUGGCAAGCUGAUCUUGUUGAUAUGUCUGCGUACGCUGAACAAAACAAGGGUCACCACUUAAUGCUCACCCUAACUGAUAUAUUUUCAAAAUACGCUUGGGCCGUGCCUAUGAAGAACAAGACAGGCGAAGAGACAGCGAGUGCUAUGAAAUUCGUUCUCAAGCGGGGACGCGUGCCGAAACAUUUACAAGUUGACAGAGGCAAAGAAUUCUACAAUUCGCAUUUUGAGGAUCUCAUGAGACGGUAUAAAAUUAAACUCUACUCCACCUUCAGUAAUUUGAAGGCUUCGAUCUGCGAACGUUUUAUCCGGACGAUAAAAAAUAGAAUGUGGAUUGAAUUCAGUUUGCAAGGCAAUUACGAGUGGAUAACUAUUUUACCCGAUUUCAUAUCCACUUACAACAACACGAAACAUCGAACAAUUCAGAUGAAACCAAAGGAUGUUUCCAUCACCAAUGAAAAAAUGUUGCUCAGGAGCAUGUACGGGAGAGCUCGCGUGAAACCUGCUUUAGCUCCUAAAUUCAAGGCUGGCGAUAAGGUGCGAGUUAGCAAAUUGAAAAAUGUUUCCGACAAAGGUUCUACACCAAAUUGGACAACGAAAAUAUUCACCAUAGAUCAGGUGGCAAACACCGAUCCUGUCACUUACAAACUCAAGGACUACCGAAACCAACCUGUUGCGGGUGGUUUUCAUGAACUAGAGCUUCUCCGAGCUGCAAACUUUGACACUUACCUCAUCGAGAAGGUGUUGCGGAAACGUGGAAAGAAACUGUUUGUAAAGUGGUUAGGUUUUGACAAUACACACAAUAGUUGGAUAAACGAAAAUAAUUUGUUGGGUUGUUUCAAAUUGAACAUGAUUACAUCCGUCAUGAACGACAUGAACGACAAUGCCUACGUUCUAUUCAAGGGGGUAUACGUUCCCCAUGUAUGGGCUGCGCAACUAUCACCCGCAACGAUCACCAAUGUGAUCGAACGCGCUAUGGCAUUGGCAAACAUGCCUGAAAACGAAAACAGUCAUAUUUAUUUCAUAGCGGCACAGACGUUAUUUGAAAGAUACAAGACACUACGCAGUCACAGACCAAAAAGUCACAAGAAACAACACAAGACUCAGUUACAUGACACAACACAGUUACAGUCACAGACCAAAAAACCCUAUGUUCUGAUUGUUCGUGGUAUAGAACGCUUUAGCCUGGACAGCGAUUCAGAUGAAAAUUUCGACGAUCAAGAUGAUCUAGAGCUUGAUGAGGGGUGCUACGCCGACUGA